AUGGCGGACGAUCCGGGCGCGAUAUCCGACCCCGUGGCCGCGGCCACCGAGGAGGCGGAGCGCACGCGCAGAGAGGACCCCCUCAAACUCAACGCCCUGCAAGGCGUCUUCGAAAGAGAGAUCGCAAAGCACGCGACGCUCGCCCUCCGCGCGACUCCGGCCCAGGACGAAACAGAACUGGAGGCAGCGCAGGAGAUGUGCCAGGAGAAGAACAGGCCCGUGGUCUGCCUCGGGCCGCUUGGCACUGGGAAAACCACCGUAGUGUCUCGCCAGCUCCGUGCAGCCGUCGCCAGAGCUGCGCGGGUCCUCUUCGCGCUGCCCACGGCGCAUCUCGCCUCGCGCAUGCGGAGCCGCUUCGCGCAGUACUCCAACGUCGUGGUCGACACACGCCACGCGGCCUUCAAGCUGAACGCCCCCAAGUCCGAGAGCUACCCCCUCAUGACGUGCUACGACCUCGUGGUGGUGGACGAGGUGAGCUUGCUGGGCCAGGACGACUUUGAACGGAUGCUGCGCCUCUGGCACGAUCCCCAGUUCUGGGACAUCCUCCAGACGCUGCGCACAAGCAGACCGGAGAAGAAGAGCGGAAUCGUGAACCGCCUGUGCAGGGGUCGCAAGGCGUGGCUGGGCGCCGAGCCGGACGUGGCCGACAUUCGCAAGCUGAUGCAGAAGCACCCAUCCACCAAGAUAGUGACGUGCACCCGACGGCGCGCAGCUUUGGUGAACGACCUUGCGGUGGAAGCCCUCUACACCGGUAAGCAGCCGCUGGUCUCGGUGCCGGGCGACGUGGAGUUCAACCCGGACAACUACGACGAGCGCGGCCAGUGGUGCACCGAUCGCCGCCCAGCGCCAGCCAAUGUGCCGAUACACAAGGGCAUGCGGCUCUACCUCACCCAGAACGUGCUCAAGUCCGUCGACUACGUGAACGGGAUGGGCUGCGAGGUGCUCCACUGGGAUAGCAACGCCCGGCAACUCCGAGUCAAGACCGACACCGGGUACGUCCACGUGGUCACUCCGUGGACUGACGUGGAUCAUGGUCGGGUGUCUUACUAUCCUAUCCGCCUUGGGUACUGCUCCACCAUACACAAAGUGCAAGGAGAUCAGGUCACGCACAUCACGAUAUGGCUGGACACCCCCAAGUGCGAGGGGGCAGCAUACACUGCGCUCUCGCGCGUCAGCCGCGCGGACCAAGUGCUGCUGGGCGGCGUGCUAACGGAGGAGCACUUCGUGCCCGCCGGCUGA
Molecule: messenger RNA, 1239 nt
Organism: Prorocentrum cordatum
Lineage: Eukaryota; Dinophyceae; Prorocentrales; Prorocentraceae
Source: the annotation of a GenBank genome assembly